This is a messenger RNA of Macadamia integrifolia, 1353 nucleotides long. Its product is annotated as RING-H2 finger protein ATL74-like. Lineage: Eukaryota; Viridiplantae; Streptophyta; Magnoliopsida; Proteales; Proteaceae. The record is from RefSeq and is a predicted model, not a curated record. The transcript has a single exon. The coding region runs from base 745 to 1245 and encodes 166 amino acids.
ACCUGAUGAAGCCUCAAACCUGAUAUGGCCUUAACUGGUAGAAAAAUUUCAAUCCUAAACCAUCUUCAGGGCCAGAGUAUCUCAUCCUAAAACCUGUAUAGACAUGAGCCGCUUGGGCGAUAAGACCAAACUUGCACCCCUUGAUGUUGAUAUCCGAUCUACUGCUGGAAGAAACAGAAAAGACAACUAGAGAAGAGAAACUAGGGCACCUUUCUUCUAUUUUAAAAAACUUCCUAAUCUUCCCAUAAUUCUUUGUCCUCACCUAAUGAUUUUUGACUCUAUCCUCACCCACUCCAUAAGAUCGAUGAACCUACUUCAACACCAAGCAUUAUAAAUCUUCCUAAAAUCAUACACAGUUUUAUUGGUAAUCUACUGAUGGUGUCACAGAUUUGUUAGCUUUUGUGAACAGAACCACUCCACUUGUAACAAUUGCAAAUCUUCAGUUUCUCUUAAACCCUGCCAUCCACUUCAAUUUCUCAGUCCCAAGCGACCAUGUGUAAGUGUUGUUUCUUCCUUCACUUUUCUGGGUUUUCUCUCAAUUUUUUGAGCUUUUCUGCUGUUCAACUGUGGUGAUUCUUCCAUUCUAUUUACAUGAGAGAAAUGAAAUGAGAGAUCUGAUCGGAUUGGUGGACUUGAAGGUUCUGGGCUUUAAUUUUAAGUAGAUUUGUAGAAGGAGAAUCGUGAUCUCAUGUCUCUGAUCUUUUGGGAUGAGAAUUGGAGUUUCAAGUGUUCACUGAGAUUGUAAUGAGUGCUGAGGUUCUGGGUUUUGUAAUACAGAUCAUGUCGAUGGCAAUUGUCAUCUCUGUGAUACUAUUGUUCGUGGGUAUCGUUGUUAUGGUCUUGAUUCAUUGUUGUAUUGUUGGGAGAGCCUCCAGGAGAGGAUUCAGCAGUGCUAGCACAGGCGAGAGAGGAAGUAAUGGAGGCAAUAGCAUGUCCAUUGAUGAUCUGAAGAAGCUUCCAUUGUUUGAAUUCAAAGCAGGAGACAAGGGAAGCGCUCCAGUUGAUUGUGUAGUUUGCUUGGAAAGUUUCAGGAUGGGUGAUAACUGCAGAUUACUGCCUAUUUGCAAACACAGUUUUCAUGCUCAAUGCGUCGAUUCAUGGCUGUUGAAGACGCCAAUCUGUCCGAUUUGUCGAACCAGUGUCGAUUCGCAGAAGCGCCAUUCCAGUGAAUUGAGGACUCAAUGGGGUUCUGAUUCCUCAACCUUCCAAGCUGCUUCUGCUUCUCCACUUCCUAUGAUCGUUUAAUGUGACUGGUAAUCAUGCAUCCAUGCUUAGAACAAACUAUUCAAAAAUGACUGUUACAGGAAAAUUUCAAUUUUCUCUUUCUUGAUAGGAAAAUUCAGAUUUAGACAA